Messenger RNA from Oryzias melastigma (Indian medaka), 838 nucleotides. RefSeq names its product tyrosine-protein kinase receptor TYRO3-like. Bases 249 to 695 code for a protein of 148 amino acids. Gene Ontology annotation, biological process: cell surface receptor signaling pathway. Gene Ontology annotation, molecular function: transmembrane signaling receptor activity. The record is from RefSeq and is a predicted model, not a curated record. The transcript is spliced from 4 exons. NCBI's taxonomy places the organism in Eukaryota, Metazoa, Chordata, Actinopteri, Beloniformes, Adrianichthyidae.
CCUUUCCAGUUGGUGUGACUGUGAGUCCCAGCAGAUCUCAGUUCUUUAAAGGAGAAUCAGUGAUUCUGAACUGUGAGGACGACAGCUCUGCAGGAUGGACUCUGAGGAGGAACACCAGCAAAGAAACCUGGACUCAGUGUGGAUCUGUGUGGGGAUCAGGAGAUGGUUUGUCCUGCAAGAUAAAUAAUGUCAUCACAUGGGACAGUGGAGUGUACUGGUGUGAGUCCAGAGGGGGAGGAGCCAGCAGCAUGGUGGUUAACAUCAGUGUCUCUGGUGGAUCAGUGAUCCUGCAGAGUCCUGUCCUCCCUGUGAUGGAGGGUCAUGACCUCACUCUGAGCUGUCAAUCAAAGACCCCUCCCUCCAACCCCUCAGCUGCUUUCUAUAAAGAUGGCUCCCUCAUCAGGACUGAGCCUACAGGUCACAUGACCCUCCAGCAUGUUUCCAGGUCUGAUGAAGGUCUCUACAAGUGUCACAUCAGGGAUCAUGGAGAGUCUCCAUCCAGCUGGAUCUCUGUCUCAGAGAAACCAGCAACCACCUCUGAUCCUUCAACCACCUGUCCUCCUCCUGCUCCUCCUUAUCCCCCCCACGUCUGGUUACCUGCUGUGUAUUUUGUUGUUUUGGUUCUCCUGCUGUCUUUGGGUCUGAUGGUGAGGAAAUAUCUUCAGUGGAAGUCUAAAGACCCAUCUGUUAUCUGAUCUCCCAGAGAUAAUGGUCUGAUCUGAGAAUCUUCUGGACUCAAACUGAUCCUCUCAGAUCCUCUCAGAUGUGUUCCUGUGAGGAUGUUUGUAUCUUUCCUGAACCAGAUCCUGAAUGAUUGUGGAGUAAAUGUUCUCCUGCA